AAGAAGCUUUUUAUUCCAUAUUUGAGCUUCCAACCUUAGAUCAUCAUCUUUUAAAACCUCCCAAUUAUAUAUUUAAUCUCUUCAAUAAAAUCUCUCAAUUAAUCUUUAUAAAACCACUUCAUCCUCGAUAUCGAUAUCGAUCUCAACUCUUCGUCUGGGUUUUGUUACCCUCUUCUUUCCAGAGAAUUUAUUCUGUGAAAAUGGACGAAAGCUCAGCUUGUGAAGGUUCAGGCGACAUGGAUCAAAGAACAUGUCCAAGAGGGCACUGGAGGCCAGCAGAGGACGAAAAACUUCGUCGUCUUGUCGAGCAAUCCGGGCCCCAAAACUGGAAUUCCAUAGCUGAAAAGCUUCAAGGGAGAUCAGGGAAGAGUUGCAGGCUGAGAUGGUUCAACCAGCUCGAUCCAAGGAUCAAUCGAAGGCCAUUUUCAGAGGAGGAAGAAGAAAGGCUUCUUGCAGCUCACAGAAUCCAUGGCAAUAAAUGGGCCCUAAUUUCCAGGCUGUUCCCAGGAAGAACUGAUAAUGCUGUGAAGAAUCAUUGGCAUGUCAUCAUGGCAAGAAGGAAAAGGGAAAGAUCUAAGCUAUCAGGAAAAAGAACAAGCCAAGAACUUGAUAAUGUCAUCGCCGAAUCUCCUGGUAACUACAUUUUCCAUCGAUCCAAGAACCCAACAAUCCAGGAAGAUUUCGCUUCGAGAAUCAGCUUUGAUAAGAAUACUAGUGUUUUCUUCGAUCACCAUGGCCAAAACAAAGAAAAUUAUUGGAAUGCAUCUUUGUGGCCUAAUCGAAGUUUCUUCGCAAGAAAAACUCGGCCGUGCAGUACAGCAUCGAUUACGGGUUUGAAUAGUUAUAGUAGAAAUUUUUCGGUCUUUAGUGGCUACGGUGGUGGUCGUGAGGCAUUUGCAGCCUUCGACAUUUUAAGUAGCAAAGGUAGCGUAUCGAAACCCUUGAGAAGUUAUUUUGAAUACGGGAUGGGGAUGGGGAUGGCGAAUGCGGAUUCGGACAAUAGAAAGGGCAAAAAAAAUAGUUUGUCUUUUGGCAAGACAAGGAUAAUUAGCACUGAGAAAGAGGUAGAAGAUCAUAAACCAACUCACAAGAAUGAUGUCCCCUUUAUAGAUUUUCUUGGGGUGGGAUUGUCCUCUUGA
Messenger RNA from Andrographis paniculata, 1139 nucleotides. Its product is annotated as transcription factor MYB25-like. The record is from RefSeq and is a predicted model, not a curated record. Gene Ontology annotation, molecular function: DNA-binding transcription factor activity, RNA polymerase II-specific; RNA polymerase II cis-regulatory region sequence-specific DNA binding. Gene Ontology annotation, biological process: regulation of DNA-templated transcription. Gene Ontology annotation, cellular component: nucleus. Bases 201 to 1139 code for a protein of 312 amino acids. The transcript is spliced from 3 exons. NCBI's taxonomy places the organism in Eukaryota, Viridiplantae, Streptophyta, Magnoliopsida, Lamiales, Acanthaceae.